UGGGUGGGGCCGCGCGGGCCGGGCUCCCCGCCCCCUCCCGGACACGCCCACCCGUGUCGGCUGCGCGAGCCGCAACAGGCAGCGGCGGUCGAGCGCGAGGCCCGCGCGCUCAGAAGCCCCGCGCGUGCGUGCAGCUCGCUGGCGGCUCGCGCUCAGGCAGGCGGGCUGAGGAGGCUGCCGAGCCUCCGCCGCUGCCGCCGCCGCGGGGGAAGCCUGGGAGCCAGAUCGGCGUCGCCUCGGCCUCCGUAACCCCCGCCUAGCCGGGCCAUGGCGGAACGCGGAGGGGCGGGCGGUGGUCCCGGAGGCGCCGGGGGCGGCAGCAGCCAGCGGGGAUCCGGGGUCGCCCAGUCCCCUCAGCAGCCGCCGCCGCAGCAGCAGCAGCAGCCGCCGCAGCAGCCGACGCCCCCCAAGCUGGCCCAGGCCACCUCGUCGUCCUCGUCCACCUCGGCGGCGGCUGCCUCCUCCUCGUCCUCGUCUACCUCCACCUCCAUGGCCGUGGCGGUGGCCUCGGGCUCCGCGCCUCCCGGCGGCCCGGGGCCAGGCCGCACCCCCGCCCCGGUGCAGAUGAACCUGUACGCCACCUGGGAGGUGGACCGGAGCUCGUCCAGCUGCGUGCCUAGGCUAUUCAGCUUGACCCUGAAGAAACUCGUCAUGCUAAAAGAAAUGGACAAAGAUCUUAACUCAGUGGUCAUUGCUGUGAAGCUGCAGGGUUCAAAAAGAAUUCUUCGCUCCAACGAGAUCGUCCUUCCAGCUAGUGGACUGGUGGAAACAGAGCUCCAAUUAACCUUCUCCCUUCAGUACCCUCAUUUCCUUAAGCGAGAUGCCAACAAGCUGCAGAUCAUGCUUCAAAGGAGAAAACGUUACAAGAAUCGGACCAUCUUGGGCUAUAAGACCUUGGCUGUGGGACUCAUCAACAUGGCAGAGGUGAUGCAGCAUCCUAAUGAAGGCGCACUGGUGCUUGGCCUACACAGCAAUGUGAAGGAUGUCUCUGUGCCUGUGGCAGAAAUAAAGAUCUACUCCCUGUCCAGCCAGCCCAUUGACCAUGAAGGAAUCAAAUCCAAGCUCUCUGAUCGUUCUCCUGAUAUUGACAAUUAUUCUGAGGAAGAGGAAGAGAGUUUCUCAUCAGAACAGGAAGGCAGCGAUGAUCCAUUGCAUGGGCAGGACUUGUUCUACGAAGACGAAGAUCUCCGGAAAGUGAAGAAGACCCGGAGGAAACUAACUUCAACCUCUGCCAUCACAAGGCAACCUAACAUCAAACAGAAGUUUGUGGCCCUCCUGAAGCGGUUUAAAGUUUCAGAUGAGGUGGGCUUUGGGCUGGAGCAUGUGUCCCGCGAGCAGAUCCGGGAGGUGGAAGAGGACUUGGAUGAAUUGUAUGACAGUCUGGAGAUGUACAACCCCAGCGACAGUGGCCCUGAGAUGGAGGAGACAGAAAGCAUCCUCAGCACUCCAAAGCCCAAGCUCAAGCCUUUCUUUGAGGGGAUGUCGCAGUCCAGCUCCCAGACGGAGAUUGGCAGCCUCAACAGCAAGGGCAGCCUUGGAAAAGACACCACCAGCCCUAUGGAAUUGGCUGCUCUAGAAAAAGUUAAAUCUACUUGGAUUAAAAACCAAGAUGACAGCUUGACUGAAACAGACACUCUGGAAAUCACUGACCAGGACAUGUUUGGAGAUGCCAGCACGAGUCUGGUUGUGCCGGAGAAAGUCAAAACUCCCAUGAAGUCCAGCAAAACAGAUCUCCAGGGCUCUGCCUCCCCCAGCAAAGUGGAGGGGGUGCACACACCCCGGCAGAAGAGGAGCACGCCCCUGAAGGAGCGGCAGCUCUCCAAGCCCCUAAGUGAGAGGACCAACAGUUCCGACAGCGAGCGCUCCCCAGAUCUGGGCCACAGCACGCAGAUUCCAAGAAAGGUGGUGUAUGACCAGCUGAAUCAGAUCCUGGUGUCAGAUGCAGCCCUCCCAGAAAAUGUCAUCCUGGUGAACACCACUGACUGGCAGGGCCAGUAUGUGGCUGAGCUGCUCCAGGACCAGCGGAAGCCUGUGGUGUGCACCUGCUCCACUGUGGAGGUCCAGGCUGUGCUGUCCGCCCUGCUCACCCGGAUCCAGCGCUACUGCAACUGCAACUCUUCCAUGCCGAGGCCCGUGAAGGUGGCUGCUGUGGGAGGCCAGAGCUACCUGAGCUCCAUCCUCAGGUUCUUUGUCAAGUCCCUGGCCAACAAGACCUCCGACUGGCUUGGCUAUAUGCGCUUCCUCAUCAUCCCCCUCGGUUCUCACCCUGUGGCCAAAUACUUGGGGUCAGUCGACAGUAAAUACAGUAGUUCCUUCCUGGAUUCUGGUUGGAGAGAUCUGUUCAGUCGCUCGGAGCCACCAGUGUCAGAGCAACUGGACGUGGCAGGGCGGGUGAUGCAGUACGUCAACGGGGCAGCCACGACACACCAGCUUCCUGUGGCCGAAGCCAUGCUGACUUGCCGCCAUAAGUUCCCUGAUGAAGACUCCUAUCAGAAGUUUAUUCCCUUCAUUGGCGUGGUGAAGGUGGGUCUGGUUGAAGACUCUCCCUCCACAGCAGGCGAUGGGGACGAUUCUCCUGUGGUCAGCCUUACUGUGCCCUCCACGUCACCACCCUCCAGCUCGGGCCUGAGCCGAGACGCCACGGCCACCCCUCCCUCCUCCCCAUCCAUGAGCAGCGCCCUGGCCAUCGUGGGGAGCCCCAAUAGCCCAUAUGGGGACGUGAUUGGCCUCCAGGUGGACUACUGGCUGGGCCACCCCGGGGAGCGGAGGAGGGAAGGCGACAAGAGGGACGCCAGCUCGAAGAACACCCUCAAGAGUGUCUUCCGCUCGGUGCAGGUGUCCCGCCUGCCCCAUAGUGGGGAGGCCCAGCUUUCUGGCACCAUGGCCAUGACUGUGGUCACCAAAGAAAAGAACAAGAAAGUUCCCACCAUCUUCCUGAGCAAGAAACCCCGAGAAAAGGAGGUGGAUUCCAAGAGCCAGGUCAUCGAAGGCAUCAGCCGCCUCAUCUGCUCAGCCAAGCAGCAGCAGACUAUGCUGAGAGUGUCCAUCGAUGGGGUCGAGUGGAGUGACAUCAAGUUCUUCCAGCUGGCAGCCCAGUGGCCCACCCAUGUCAAGCACUUUCCAGUGGGACUCUUCAGUGGCAGCAAGGCCACCUGAGGCCCUGUCCCCCAGCCACUUUCUCUCCUGGCACUGCCACCAGCCUCACCGCCUGCGGGCAGGGGGAGGCCAGCAGGCCCGGGCCCAGCAUCCCUUCCCUGGCACCAGGGUCUGCCUCUCACUCGCCCAGGUCCCGAAGGACACUGCCACAGGGACGCCUCCCCUCCCCUCCCCUCCCCUCCAGCCCACCCCUGCACAGCCCCUCCUGGUUCCCGCUUUUCCCCUUCUCCCUCCUGCUCCAGGCCUAAGGCGUGUUGGUUUUGCCUUCUGGUGCCCAUAGUCCCCGGGACUGAGUCCUCCAGGCCUUCCUUCACCCGACUUCCAACCUCUUCCUUGUGGUAUCAGUUUCCUUCCCGGAAAUGAGAAAACUGGAAUCCUGGUCCCCAGCAGGAGAGCCUAGUCGUCCCCCGGCCCCUCCAGCCACCAGGGUGUCCUCUAAGAUGCAGCUGCCAGAUCCACUCACUCUGCCGCCUCCAGCAGGACCCAGGGCCACUUUCCACUCUUGUGGGGUUCUCCACCUGCCCCAGAGCUUCCCAAGGGAGGGUAAGGGGGCACCCUGAGCCCAGGGGAUCCCUGCUCCACAGCUCACAGGGGCAGGAGGCAGCUCCCCCGCCUCCAGGACCCUGUUGCUAUGGUGACGCAGUGUUUCUAGGACAGAGGGGCCUCCCAGUCUCCCCCCACCACCCGUGCACGACUUCCUCACCACCCCCAGGUUCCCUGCAGAUGUCGUGUGUGUCCUGAGUGUUUCUUUGGUUCUUUGCAUGCCAAGUCUCUUGGUUGUACCAUGUGACACACCCUGUGCACUGGUCGCUGUCUUCGUGGCUUCCACCCUUGAUGAUGCUCCUGCCUCUGCCUCCCAGCCCCUCACCCAGCACAGCUCUGCCUGGACUUGGAGAGAUGGGAGGCAGACCCCCACCACCAUACAUGCUGUCUGUGGCCCCUCAGACAUUGUUUCAUCUCCCAUUCAUCUCCCUCCUCCUACUGUGUCAGUUUUUCUGCCUUUCCCUGCUCUGUUCUUCCCCCUCCUUAGGCACCGGCCUGGGCCUAGACCCAUCCUCCCAGCCAGGUUUCCCUCCAGCAGGCUCCUUCCCUCCGUGUCACCUCCCUCUCACCAACCCGGGGUCUGAGCCCCUCAGUCCUGACCGUCCACGUUCUCAGGAGUGGUUGAGGACACAGGGCCCCAGCCCAGCCCUCCGCGCCCCCCAGCCUGGCCCUCCAUGCCCCACAGCCCCUUUGGAGCUUUUCUCUUGUCCUCUCACUCCUCCCCAGAAGUUUUUGCACAGAACUUCAUUUUGAAAGUGUUUUUCUCAUUCUCCAUACCUCCCCCAAGCUCUCCUCCAGCCCUUCCCAGGGCUCAGCCCUGCUGUCCUGAGUGUCUCCUGGGCCAGAGAGAGGAGAUGGGGGUGGGAGGGACUGAGUUGAUGUUGGGUUUUUCAUUCAAUAAACUGGUGAUUUCUUACCGAC
Molecule: messenger RNA, 4620 nt
Organism: Nomascus leucogenys (northern white-cheeked gibbon)
Lineage: Eukaryota; Metazoa; Chordata; Mammalia; Primates; Hylobatidae
Gene: PACS1
Product: phosphofurin acidic cluster sorting protein 1
Biological process (GO): protein localization to plasma membrane
Molecular function (GO): transmembrane transporter binding
Source: RefSeq, a predicted model, not a curated record